Messenger RNA from Pongo pygmaeus (Bornean orangutan), 2679 nucleotides. RefSeq names its product F-box and leucine rich repeat protein 8 (gene FBXL8). The transcript has 3 exons. Gene Ontology annotation, molecular function: protein binding. Gene Ontology annotation, biological process: positive regulation of protein ubiquitination. Lineage: Eukaryota; Metazoa; Chordata; Mammalia; Primates; Hominidae. Bases 1093 to 2328 code for a protein of 411 amino acids. The record is from RefSeq and is a predicted model, not a curated record.
GGAAGACCCGGACUUUGGGGGUUUGCGAUUCUUACGAGGCGGGGGGCUCCUAAGAGCUAGAGCUGCCAGACUUCGGUAGAUCAAGGGGGCGCCCCCUGGAGACCAGAAUUUUCUAGUACCCCUGGGGAUCCGGCUUCAAGAUCGCUGCUACCAGUGGGCACUCAAAACGGGGUGCCCAUGGGUCCCAGGUACAAGCCCGGCCGAACGUAUCUGAAGCCCCAGGAAACACGUGGCACAAAUUCCGGGAGAAACUGUUAGCCCGGAAGAUAUGGGAACAUUAACUGGCGAGUAGUGUGAAGCCUUGUGUACGCAAACCUUCAAGAACCUUAAAACAAGAUGGGCGGCCUGGCGCGGUGGCUCACGCCUGUAAUCCCAGCACUUUGGGAGGCCGAGGCAGGUGGAUCACCUGAGGUCAGUAGUUCAAGAGCAGCCUGGCCAAUAUGGUGAAACCCCGUCUCUACUAAAAAUACAAUAAUUAGCCAGGCGAGGUGGCGCGCGCCUGUAGUCCCAGCUACUCGGGAGGCUGAGGCAGGAGAAUCGCUUGAACCCGCGAGGCGGAGGUUGCCGUGAGCCGAGAUCUCGCCACUGCACUCCAGCCUGGGCGACACAGCUAGAUUCCGUCUCAAAACAAAACAAAAACAAACAAACAAACAAAAUUGGCAACUUCAAAGAGGACGCACACUUUCCAAUAACCCAUCCCCCUCUAAAGGCUGCGCUCCAGGGUGGGUCUGCGGAGUUCCAGCCGAACCCAAACUGCCCAGCGGGAGCCAGGGCUGCUCAGGGGUCGGAACUUGAAUCUUGAGCCCCUCAGGCGCCAGAACCGUCAGGUCCCAGAGACCCAAGUUUUUUUCAUCCAGUGGGGCUGUCUUAGGAAGCACCCGGGACAUCUCCCCCGCGAGGCGGAGGCGGGGAAGGAGCCUCCCCUCCAGGGGCGGAUCCAGCUUUGCCCCGCCCACGCCUCGCUUCCUGAUUGGCUCAUGGUCCCUGACAAAGAAACGCCUACAUUAACGCUCCCGCCUUAUUAACCCUGUAGUCACUUUCUACUAACUGGCGGGGUUAAGAUGGGGUUUCUCAGGCCGGGCGCGGUGGCUCAUGCCCGUAAUCCCACCACUUUGGGAGGCCCAGGCGGGCCGAUCGCUUGAGCCUAGGAGUUCGAGAGCUAUUGGGAGUGGCAGAUCCUCCCACCCCAGCCGGAUCUGGGCCAUGGCCGAGCCUGGAGAGGGACUGCCAGAGGAGGUGCUGGCACUCAUCUUCCGCCACCUGUCCUUGAGAGACCGUGCUGCCGCCGCCAGGGUCUGCAGGGCCUGGGCCGCCGCUGCUACCUGCAGCGCCGUGUGGCACGACACAAAAAUCAGUUGCGAAUGUGAGCUGGAAGGCAUGCUGCCACCUUAUCUGUCCGCCUGCCUCGACCACGUUCACAAACUACGGCUGGAAUUUGAGCCAUCGAGGAAGCCGAGCCGCCGGGCGGCCAUCGAGCUGCUGAUGGUUCUGGCGGGCCGUGCCCUGGGGCUGCGAGGCCUGCGCCUGGAGUGCCGCGGAGAAAAACCGCUCUUCGACGCGGGCCGCGACAUCCUGGAGGCUGUGCACGCUGUAUGCGGGGCGGCCAGCCAGCUACGCCACCUCGACCUGCGGUGCUUGCCCUUCACACUGGACGACGCGCUGGUGCUGCAGGCGGCGCGCAGCUGUCCCGAGCUCCACAGCCUUUUUCUGGACAACAGUACCCUAGUGGGCAGCGUGGGUCCCGGCUCAGUGCUCAAGCUACUAGAGGCCUGCCCGCGCCUGCGCGCUCUCGGCCUGCACCUAGCCAGUUUGUCGCACGCCAUCCUCGAAGCGCUGGCGGCGCCAGACCGCGCGCCUUUCGCGCUCCUGGCUCUGCGGUGCGCGUGCCCCGAAGAUGCACGCGCGUCCCCGCUGCCCAACGAAGCCUGGGUCGCGUUGCGCCGCCGCCACCCUGGGCUGGCAGUGGAGCUGGAGCUGGAGCCCGCGCUGCCCGCUGAGAGCGUGACGCGCGUCCUGCAGCCAGCUGUCCCCGUGGCUGCGCUGCGCCUCAACCUCUCAGGCGACACCGUAGGCCCAGUGCGCUUCGCAGCGCACCACUACGCCGCAACCCUGUGCGCGCUCGAGGUGCGAGCAGCCGCUUCAGCCGAGCUGAACGCCGCGCUGGAGGAGCUGGCGGCGCGCUGCGCGGCCCUGCGCGAGGUGCAUUGCUUCUGCGUGGUGAGCCACUCGGUGCUGGACGCCUUCCGCGCGCACUGCCCGCGCCUGCGCACCUAUACCCUCAAGCUCACGCGCGAGCCGCAUCCCUGGCGGCCUACAGUCGUGGCGUGAUUGGGCGACUUCUCUCCCCUGUCCCCGCGGACGUAAGCGCUCUGAGAGGGAACCGGGGUGCCCAGGCGCGCCCCGACUGCUAGUGCCUUCUUUUGGGGUUUUUGUCCCCCGGGUCUUUACGGAGUUGGGAACUGUGAUGGCAUCGGGACCAGUCCUGGGCUCCCUGAGACCACUCGCUGCUGUCACCCUCUGCAGACGCCCCACCCGCUCGGUCCUGGACACACUGCCCCCCUCUCUUGCCUCCACCCCUCUGCGGACUCUGCAGCUCCGCAGCCCCGGCGCGGGGAGAGGGAGGGCACGGGCGCGGGCCGGGCCUCAGGGGUGAGUGUGAAAUAAACAAAUCCUGCAGUG